This is a messenger RNA of Ostreococcus lucimarinus CCE9901, 1068 nucleotides long. RefSeq lists its product with no specific name. Gene Ontology annotation, biological process: DNA repair; DNA-templated DNA replication. The transcript has a single exon. Gene Ontology annotation, cellular component: DNA replication factor C complex; nucleus. Lineage: Eukaryota; Viridiplantae; Chlorophyta; Mamiellophyceae; Mamiellales; Bathycoccaceae. Bases 1 to 1068 code for a protein of 355 amino acids. The record is from RefSeq and is a predicted model, not a curated record. Gene Ontology annotation, molecular function: DNA binding; ATP hydrolysis activity; DNA clamp loader activity.
AUGCUGUGGGUGGAUAAACACCGCCCGCACGCCCUGGGCGAGUGCGACGCGAUCAACACGGCGCAGGCGAAACAUUUGAAGCUGCUGAUCGCGAAUGGGGACUGCCCGCACUUGUUCUUUUACGGGCCGUCGGGGGCGGGGAAGAAGACGCUCGCGCUCGGGGUUUUACGCGAAAUCUUCGGACCGGGCGCGGAGAAGGUGAAGUUGGAGAACAAGACGUGGAAGAUUGACCAAAACGAUCGAAAGAUUGAAGUCGAGUUGGCGAUGAUGUCGAGCAACCAUCACUGCGAGAUGAAUCCGAGCGAUUGCGGGAGCAAGGAUCGGUACGUGGUGCAAGAAGUGAUCAAAGAAAUGGCGCGAUCGAGACCGAUCGACAGCGAUGGGUGCGAGGGGUUUAAGGUUUUAGUGCUCACCGAAGUCGACCGGCUGUCGCGCGAGGCGCAGUAUGGCUUGAGACGCACGAUGGAAAAGUAUAGCGCGUCGUGUCGGUUGUUUCUCAUCGCCGAGAGACCGAGUCGAGUGAUGGAUGCGUUACAAUCGCGGUGCUUGCCCGUGCGAGUGCCCGGGCCGAGGGUUGAAGAGAUUGAAAAUUUGUUACACGACGUGGCGAAGAAGGAAAAGUUGGAGCUGCCUCCAGAGCUCGCGACGCGCGUCGCGACGGCCAGCGGACGGAACAUGCGGCGGGCGUUAUUGGCUUUGGAGACGUGCAGAGUCAACUCGUACCCGUUCAAACCUACACAAGCGGUGCAGACGACGGAUUGGGAGUUGUACAUUAACCAGAUUGGCGCCGAGAUCUUAGCUGAGCAGUCACCGGCGAGGCUGUUGCAAGUGCGAGGACGUCUGUACGAACUCAUCGUCAACUGCAUUCCGCCCGAAAUAAUCUUGCAGAACCUCGCCAAGGCUCUGAUGCGUCGCGUUGACGUCGAAGUUAAGCAUCAAAUCGUGUUUUGGGCCGCCCACUUUGAUGUUCGCAUGCAACGCGGAUCCAAAGCCAUCAUGCACUUGGAAGCGUUCGUCGCGCAAUUCAUGGCGCUCUACAAGUCGCAUUUGAUCAAGGCGUUUGGCUAG